AAACAAACCAGCCUGCCGGGGGCUUACCCUGGCGAGUCACGUGCCAAAGGUUGCUGAUCCCUGCUCUAAUGCAUCACCUGUUGAAAGGGGCCUGGGUUCAUAUUUUGUGUUAAGGAUGGAAAUGUAAGUGGCUGUUCAGGUAUUAAAUGCAAAUUUUUGCAUUCUCAAGCCCUGGGUGCUGAAUGCUGUCUCUGAGCUAGGAUGAAUAGCAGAGCAGACAUCAGUAGAUCAAAAUCCUGAUGCAUUCUAGUGUGUGUCAAGGAUUUUUGAUCCUAAACAUGGCAUCUCAUUCAUUUGAUUGGUAGAUAUCCCUCUUCUCUCCCCCUUAAAACUAGCUCACUUUAAGACAGUUUUACUUUCCCUUCCACCUUACUAUAGGGCUGCCAUCUAAUUCUGGGGUCUCAAGUCAGAACCUUUUGCCUAUUCCCCCAAAAAGGAGCUGUGGCCCAAAUUAAGGACAGCUGUGCAGCUUUCAUUUUGUUUAGCUAGUGGAGUCUACGCAAGACACUUUCACUCUCACAGAUCAUCUAAAGGCGAGGAACCAAGCUUCUAGACCCUGUCUCAAACUAGAGAACUAUAGUGGUUUAAACAGUUACACACUGAACUAUAGGAGCCAUGCUGACUUGUAUUCUGAGCCAGACCUAUUUUACCCCAGUGUCUACAUAAGCACUGUUCUAAACAGUUCCUGGCACACGGUAACUGGGACUUAACCAGACAAAGCUGCUCAGGCUCUUAAGGUUUAUCUGUAUGAGGACAUUCAAUUGAUUUGCCUUAACUUUCCUGAAGGUGUGAAGUCAGCACAUAAAGGGUGUUAAAGCUGUGUUUGAUCUCAGGAGUAAAGUGUCCUGAACUAAAACUAUUUUAUUCCUGAGUGAGAGAUCCACUCAAGGGUUUAACACCUUUUAAUGUAUGUGCAUUAACUUCAUACCUUCAGUUGACUUGCCUUAUUGUAGACAGGACCUUAGGCUUUGUCUACACUAGCACUUUUGCCAGUAGGGGUGUGGAAAAAACACACCCCUGAUUGACAUAAGUUUCACUAACAAAAGCACCAGUGUGAAUAGUUCUGUGUCGGCAGGAGACAUAGCUACCACCGCUUGUUGUGGUGAUUUAAUUAUGCCAGCAGGAGAGCUCUCUCCAGCAGCAUAGGAGAGCUACACGGGAGACCUUACAGUGGCACAUCUGUAGUAGUACAGCUAUGCCUCUGUAAGGUCUGUAGUGUAGGGACAGCCUUAGAGUGGUAACUUAAACCUAAUUAAAACAGUGGUAUUUGCCACUUAAAAAUCUUCUCAUUAAAUCUCAAAUCAGCAAUAAUUUUGGUGAAAGUUUUUUCACUUCCAAAAGAUCAUUUUGUUUAUUUCACUAAGGCCUUGGCUACACUUGCAAGUUACAGCACUGUAAAGGCUCCCGCAGCGCUGUAACUCACUCCCCGUCCACACUGGCAAGGCAUUUGCAGUGCUGUAUCUCUGUGGUUGCAGUGCUGCAUGUACUCCAUCUCUCCGAGAGGAAUAGUGAGUAUUGCGUUGCCGUUGCAGCCCUGCGGCGCCAGUGUGGCCGCCCAAUGCACUGUGAAUGGCCUCCAGAAUUAUUCGGCAGUAUCCCACAAUGCCUGUUCUAGCCACUCUGGUCAUCAGUUCAAACUCUACUGCCCUGGCCUCAGGUAACCAACCAUGUGACCGACCCUUUACAUUCCCCAGGAAUUUUAAAAAUCCCCUUCCUGUUUGCUCAGCCCGGCGUGACGUGCUAUCAGCGAAUCUUUCCAGGUGACCAUGCCUCCACGCGCCAAGCGAGCCCCAGUAUGGAGCAAUGGCGAGUUGCUGGAUCUCAUCAGUGUUUGGGGGGAGGAAGCUGUAUAGUCCCAGCUGCACUCCAGCCGUAGGAAUUACGAUACCUUCGGGAACGUAUCAAAGGACAUGAUGGAAAGGGGCCAUGACCGGGACGCCCUGCAGUGCAGGAUUAAAGUGAAGGAGCUGUGGAGUGCCUACCGCAAAGCCCGCAACGCAAAUGGCCGCUCGGGUGCUCCCCCCGCGACCUGCCGAUUCUACAAAGAGCUGGAUGCAAUACUUGGGGUUAACCCCACCUCCACUCCGAGCACCACCAUGGACACUUCAGAGCCGGUGUGGGGGGCGGAGGAGGAGGAGGAAAACGGGAGUGAUGGUGGUGGGCCGGAUGGAGACACCCCGGAAUCCCUGGAGCCAUGCAGCCAGGAGCUCUUCUCGAGCCAGGAGGAAGUUGCAUCAACCUUGAGACCUCAGCCGUCCCUCUUAUCGCCUGCUCAGAGACUGCAAAGACUCAGGAAGAGACCGCAAAAAAGCAAAGAAGACAUGCUGCAAGAAGUAAUGCGGCAAUCUAUUAAAGAGAAUGAGAAAGCACAGCACUGGAGGGAGAGAGAAAGGAGGAUCCGCCAGGAAAACGCAGUGCACCGGCGGCAAAGCACCACACACUGGCAGCAAAGCACUGAUAAGCUCAUAAGAAUCCUGGAGCGUCAAGCAGAUGCUAUCCAGGAGCUGAUAGCCAUGCAGAAAGAGGAGCAGUACCGCAAAUGCCACCCCCCCCCCACAGCCCUUGUCCCAAAACUCUUUCAGUUGUGCCCCACUGUCACCUCCAACCCACUUUCCCCUACUUCCGUGUUCUACACGCCACCCGCUGCCUCCAACACCAGUAUCUUCACCACCCAGCCCUGAAAACCACGACCCUUACCCUCUGCACUCAACCCCCAUCACUAUGCAGUAUAGCUGUCCUGAAGUGCAGCACUCACUGCACAGCACACCAGACAGGACAUACGCGAAUCUUUGAUUGUACUGUUCCCCACUCCAUCCCCUUGUUUCUUUUCAAUAAAUAAUUUUUUUUUCUUUUCAAUAAAUGGA
Molecule: messenger RNA, 2864 nt
Organism: Malaclemys terrapin pileata
Lineage: Eukaryota; Metazoa; Chordata; Testudines; Emydidae
Product: zinc finger and SCAN domain-containing protein 29-like
Exons: 2
Coding region: 1911-2681 (256 amino acids)
Source: RefSeq, a predicted model, not a curated record